GGAGGGCUACAGUGUAGACCAGCUGACCUUCCACAUCAAACCAGCCCGUCUCUACCUAGAGGACACCUUCGUCUACUACAUCAAGACUCUGUCUCACACCUACAUCCCAGACUCGGCCCUGGCUCCUUCCCCGGGCCCUAACCCCUCGGAGCGCUACGGGGGUCCCCUGCUCCCGGAGACCGUCCUUCAGUCCAUCCCGGCCCUGGUGCGCCCUCUAAGGCUGCAGCGCCUGGUCAUUCAGCCGGUCGACAUGUUGGUCAGCAUCCACGCCUCUCUGAAGCUCUACAUCGCCUCGGAUCACACGCCGUUGUCGUUCUCCCUGUUCGACAGAGGACCGCUCUGUACUACAGCCAGACAGCUGAUCCACGCACUCACCAUGCACUACGCUGCCGGGGCGCUGUUCAGGGCUGGCUGGGUGGUGGGGUCUCUGGAUCUCCUUGGUAGUCCUGCCAGUCUGGUGAGGUCCUUCGGUAACGGAGUAUCAGACUUCUUCCGUCUGCCAUACGAGGGUUUGACCCGGGGCCCCGGGGCCUUCGUCAGCGGAGUGUCACGAGGAACCACCUCAUUCGUCAAACACAUCUCUAAAGGCACGCUGACUUCCAUCACCAACCUGGCGACCAGCCUGGCCAGGAACAUGGACCGGCUGUCCCUGGACGAGGAGCACUAUACCAGGCAGGAGGAGUGGAGGAGGCAGCUGCCUGAGAGCCUGGGGGACGGACUCAGACAGGGCCUGUCUAGACUGGGCAUCAGCCUACUGGGAGCGAUAGCUGGCAUCGUGGACCAGCCCAUGGUGUAAUACUUGAUCCUCUGUUCUCUCCAGGAGCGAUAGCAGGCAUCGUGGACCAGCC
Oncorhynchus keta (chum salmon) is the source of this 848-nucleotide messenger RNA. Its product is annotated as intermembrane lipid transfer protein VPS13B-like. The transcript is spliced from 4 exons. The annotation marks the transcript as partial. NCBI's taxonomy places the organism in Eukaryota, Metazoa, Chordata, Actinopteri, Salmoniformes, Salmonidae. The record is from RefSeq and is a predicted model, not a curated record.